AUGGCUUCCCAAGUGCGCCAAAAUUUUCAUGCUGACUGCGAGGCUGCUAUAAACCAUUUGGUGAACAUAGAGCUUCAUGCUAGCUAUGUAUACUUGUCUAUGGCCCAUCACUUUGACCGUGAUGAUGUAGCCUUGGCACACCUGGCCAAGUUCCUGAAGGAACAGUCCCAUGAAGAGAAAGAGCAUGCUGAAAAGUUUCUGGAAUACCAGAACAAGCGAGGGGGACGUAUUGUAUUACAGGAUGUCAAGAAGCCAGAGAAGGAUGAGUGGGGCAACAGCCUAGAUGCCCUGGAGAGUGCCUUGCAGCUGGAGAAAGAGGUGAACCAGGCUUUGCUGGAUCUGCACAAGUUGGCAACAGAGAAAGGAGACCCUCAUCUCUGUGACUUCCUGGAGUCCGAAUUCCUGGAAGAGCAAGUGAAGGCCAUCAAGCACCUGGGAGACCACUGCACCAACUUGAAGCGCCUGGGGCUGCCCAAGGGUGGUAUGGGGGAAUACCUCUUUGACAAGCUCACCUUACGGGAGAGCAGCUAA
This is a messenger RNA of Candoia aspera, 531 nucleotides long. Its product is annotated as ferritin heavy chain A-like. The coding region runs from base 1 to 531 and encodes 176 amino acids. NCBI's taxonomy places the organism in Eukaryota, Metazoa, Chordata, Lepidosauria, Squamata, Candoiidae. Gene Ontology annotation, molecular function: ferric iron binding; ferrous iron binding. Gene Ontology annotation, biological process: iron ion transport; intracellular iron ion homeostasis. Gene Ontology annotation, cellular component: cytoplasm. The transcript has 4 exons. The record is from RefSeq and is a predicted model, not a curated record.